AGUGCUGCUUCUCUCUGCUCGUGCAGCUCCACCCACCUGCAGAUAAAAGCCAAGCACUCACCAGGACUGCUGUUCACCGUCUGUCCCAGACUUCUCAAUGCUCUGUGAUACAUCCACCCUGCAGCAGCACAAAAACAAAGGGCUCGGCAGGACUGGAGCUAACACCUGGCUGGAUCCCUGCUUGGCCACUGUCCCACUCAUGCCUUGGAAAAUACUCAAAGAAGUGACCUAAAGUGAAGAGAAGCAGAGGAAACACCAGACGAAGGAGGCGCAGGUCAACAAGGCGAAAAUGGUGGUUGUACCCCUCCAUCGCGUCUGUCCACUCAUCACCGUGUUCCAACUGGGUUUAUUACAUCUGGCCCAUGGGGGGGCAUAUUAUGGACAAAAACAGCCACCUCAACCGCACCAGCCCCUGCCACAGUACAGUGAUGGAUAUCAACAACAGUUUUUGGGGAACGAUAUGCCACUGUUGCCGUUACUGCCUCCUCAGCUGCCUUUGCCAAUGGCCAAAGAGAGAGUAUUGAUAGAGGGCAAAGGACAAACAUUCCCCAGAGGGGCUAAAGGCCCACCUCCUCCUAUUCCUGGUGGAGAAGUUCCUCAAGGAAUUCAGGGCCCCCCGGGACCAAAAGGACUGCCAGGACCACAAGGGCCCCCUGGCGUACCAGGCCAGGGAUUACCAGGGAUACCGGGAAAGCCAGGGCCUCCUGGUCCUCAAGGCUAUCCAGGGAUAGCCAAACCUGGCAUUCCAGGAUUGCCAGGAAAACCCGGAGGGCCUGGAUUACCAGGGCAAAAAGGUGACCUUGGUCCUAGUGGUGGUGGAGGACUAAUUGGCCUUCCGGGGCCUGCAGGGCUCCCAGGUCCCCCUGGGCUCCCUGGGAUUUCAAAACCAGGAAGCCAGGGGCUGCCAGGACCACUGGGUCCUCAAGGGGAGCCUGGUCAAAAAGGUCUGCCUGGCCUUCCUGGUCUUCCAGGUCCCAAGGGAGACAAAGGGUUUGGCGGACAGGUAGGCAUUCCCGGCAUUAGUAAACCUGGUCUAAACGGUCUCCCUGGACAACCAGGAAUACCUGGAAAACCCGGUCCUUCUGGAGAGCCAGGCCUGACAGGGGCACCCGGUGAAAGAGGCCAACCAGGAUUACCAGGCUUACAUGGAAUUGGAAAACCAGGAAAAGAUGGUUUUAGAGGGCAACCAGGGCUCCCUGGAGGAAAAGGAGAACCAGGCCCUCCUGGUUUACCAGGGGGUCCAGGUUUGCCAGGUUAUGGUAAACCAGGUUUUUCAGGACCUAAGGGUCACAAGGGACAUGCUGGUCUUCCUGGACCUCCAGGCCCUAAAGGUGAUAAAGGACAUGAAGGUCUUCCAGGGGUCAUUGGCCCCAUGGGUGCUAGUGGUAUGCCUGGGCCACCAGGUCCAAUAGGUCUUCCUGGUAGUCUUGGCUUCCCAGGGCAUAAGGGAGAGGAUGGUGCUGGGGGACCAAGAGGGAAUCCAGGAAUAAAGGGUGAAUUAGGGCUUCCAGGUCUUUCAGGACAGCCAGGAAGACCAGGAGAAGAUGGACAACCAGGACCGAGAGGUUUACAAGGGCCCAGUGGCCCUAAAGGAGAAUCCGGUAAUAGGGGUUUACCUGGUGUCCCGGGUGCUGCAGGAUUACCGGGACCAAGAGGAGAAGGAGGACAGCCUGGAGAGAUAGGCUACCAGGGACCACAGGGAAUUCCAGGGCUUACAGGACCAGGAGGACCAAUCGGACCUCCUGGGAUGCCAGGGCAAAAAGGUGAAACAGGCUUGCCUGGUAAACCUGGAAACUCUGUUGAGGGAAAGCCAGGACCACCUGGUCAUAUUGGUCCUCAAGGUAACCCAGGCCCCAGUGGCCCUCCUGGACAUCCAGGGCAACCAGGGCGACCUGGGCCUCCCGGUCCUCCGGGACUACCUCCUGCAUCUCCUGAACUCGUACAGAUCCUGCCAGCAACCGGCCCAUACGGCGGCCAAAAACAAAGUUUCAAGAAGACAAAAAAUGGAGGUGAGAUUGGUGGAAAUGCCCUGGAGCUGCCUGCAUUCACAGCUAAGCUCACAAAUCCAUUCCCUCCUGUUGGCUAUCCUGUAAUUUUUGACAAACUCCUCCACAAUGGCAAUCAGAACUACAAUCCCCAAACCGGCAUCUUCACCUGUACCCUACCUGGAAUCUACUACUUUGUUUACCAUGUCCACUGCAAGGGAGGUAAUGUGUGGGUGGCACUGAUGAAGAACAAUGAGCCAGUAAUGUACACUUACGAUGAGUACAAAAAGGGCUUGCUGGAUCAGGCUUCAGGGAGCGCCGUACUACCAUUACGACGAGGAGACAGCGUGCAUAUACAGCUGCCGUCUGACCAGGCAGCAGGACUUUAUGCCAGUCAAUAUGUUCACUCUACAUUUUCUGGAUGCUUAUUGUACCCAAUGUAAGAACUAGGUAUCAGCAAAGGUGCACAUUGCACAUUGCUGGCAAAUUUUACCAUACUGAUAGUUAAACUACUUCAGGCACAAAGGUACAAUGUAGGUAAAAUUAUUUGUAGUAGCAACAUUAUUAUUAUUUGCAUCAUAUGCACCACAUCUGUAUUCACAUCAGCGGAGUAUCAGAAAGGGCAGUUAUGAAAUAAUGGGCAAAGUAUGUAUAUUGUUUAAACCAAGUGAUUAGCACCUGUGAAGUUUCCUCUGAAGGUUUGUGGUUGUGGAGUGUCAAGAAAUACUGCCAGAUAUGUCAGUUGUUAUAAUUCUUGUUUACAUUGUGUAUUCAUUCUUAUAUCCAUCCACAUGCAAUAUACAGUAUAUGUGUUCAUGACAUGGCUGAAAUAAUUCCUGGAACAAUAAGGCUUUAUGUUGCAGAGCUGUAUUCAUUUUUAACUCAUUCUUUGUUAUAGUUACAGUUAUAUACUGUAUUCUGGGAAAAUCAGAAAAUAUUGGUGUCAUUUUGCAAUGCAUUUAUUCAAAGUUAUGGAAAUGCAUAACUGGAUUAUAUAUUUGGGGUCAUGAUAAAGUGAUUAAGUUAUUGUUAGUCUUUUUUAAUGCAAAAUACAUUAAUCUCAUAGUAAAAUAAGCAUUGGUUGAGCAUUUUAUAAGUUCAUACCACAUCUCAAUCCAGAAAAGAAAAGAAACCUUUUUGCCACCCACAAUUUGGCAGGUGAACCAUCUUUUAUGUCCUAAUGGACAUUUGAUGUCAUGAUGACAUUUCUAUUGUUUGUAAUAAUCAGUAUUGCAUGUAAUGUAUGUGUGACUACUGAUUAUUUGGGAUUGUUUUUGGAAUUCAUUCCUGAAUUCAGAACACAGCAUACAGUUCUCUGGUAAAAAUAACACAAGUAUUUAAGAAUACUCAUUCAUGUAUGUGUCAAUAUUUUACUUUUUCAUUUUUAGUACAAGAUGUGCUGUUUUGGAAUGAGUUUUUAAGUG
This is a messenger RNA of Monopterus albus (swamp eel), 3409 nucleotides long. Its product is annotated as collagen alpha-1(VIII) chain-like. Lineage: Eukaryota; Metazoa; Chordata; Actinopteri; Synbranchiformes; Synbranchidae. The record is from RefSeq and is a predicted model, not a curated record. Gene Ontology annotation, molecular function: protein binding.